GAAGGAUGUCAAACAAACUUCUCAUUCCCAUUUUGACAAACUUUUUCUCGAGUUGGUAAAUGAAUAUCAAUCAUUCCCAUUUUGACAAUAAGAUCCAGAAAUUUAGUACAGCUUCCAACACAGAUACCUAACUUUUGGACAGACGUUAUUAUCAAGCAAAAGCUCAGUGUUUUUGGGAUGCAAAUAGCGGUAUCCAUUGCAAUGGACAGAGCUAUCAAAGAGACAGUGUCUAGUAAUGAGCAGAGUAUUGUUUCCUUAUCAACAACAACAACCAAGGAGCUUGUUUUAAAGGAUUAUGCUAUGGAAUCUUGACGAGACACGUAUAUUUUGAAAGAGCAGUACUAUCCUUGGUUUGCACAGUAUAUGGUUAUGAAAAGAGCAAGCAUUGAGCCAAAUUUCCAUGACUUGUACCUGAAAUUCCUGGAUAAGGUUAAUUCAAAGGCUUUAAACAAAGAGAUUGUGCAGGCAACUUACGAAAAUUGCAAGGCUCUUUUAGGAUCAGAGCUCUUAAAAUCAAGUUUAGAAGAACGCUCUUUGCUUAAAAAUUUGGGGAGCUGGCUAGGGAAGUUAACAAUUGGCAUUAAUAAGGUUUUGAUGGCUCGGGAAAUAGACCCAAAGUCUUUGAUUAUAGAGGCAUAUGAGAAGGGGCUAAUGUUCGUUAUUAUUCCAUUUACAUCUAAGAGCUCAUUUUGUCAUCAAAUUCCUUUCCAAAAACGUCUCUCAAAAGAAUGGCAAGAAGAAACAAAGGUAAUCAGUCAACAAACAAAUCAACUAGGAUACAACCAAUUGCUCGGAAGGAGAUGAAGAAAACAACAAAACGGUUUCAAGAAAUGGUUUAUAUUUCUUCUAGGUUCUUUCAUUUAAAAUCCAUUAUUUAAUUUCAUUAUUUUAUGUGAUUUUUAAUUAAAUUCUCUAAUAUUAUUUUAUAAUUAUAGUAUAAGUGCUCAUCAAAUAUCUCAGCCAAAAAAUGACAUAGAAAAAUACUAUAAUAUCUCGGAUGCGUAAUCUCCCAUAAAAGUUGUUGAAAGUAGGAUUGAUAAGGAUGCGGAACAAGUUAGCGGGAUGGAUCCAUUAAUAGUCAAUUUUAAUAGCUUAGCCAAGAUGAUAGUGGAUAAAUAUCCUAAAUUGAAGUUCACACUUUCUCCAUCAGGACUUCCAAUAGUUAUUGAUAAUAAUCAACAAACAUGGUCAACUAAUGCGCAUCAAAUUCCUUCAAGAGUGAACAGUCAAAGUGAAAGUAGAAAGAUAUUGCUUGAUCAUCCUAGUUAAGCUAUUGAAAGUGACUAUUAAU
Messenger RNA from Cajanus cajan (pigeon pea), 1291 nucleotides. NCBI's taxonomy places the organism in Eukaryota, Viridiplantae, Streptophyta, Magnoliopsida, Fabales, Fabaceae. The record is from RefSeq and is a predicted model, not a curated record.